This is a messenger RNA of Aethalodelphis obliquidens (Pacific white-sided dolphin), 357 nucleotides long. RefSeq names its product chromosome unknown C22orf15 homolog (gene CUNH22orf15). The record is from RefSeq and is a predicted model, not a curated record. Bases 1 to 357 code for a protein of 118 amino acids. Lineage: Eukaryota; Metazoa; Chordata; Mammalia; Artiodactyla; Delphinidae. The transcript has 5 exons.
AUGUUUAUCACGGUGAUGUCUGGAGCUGGCUGCUGGGAGCUGGUGAACCCCUGGUGCAGCCUGGUGAUCCUCAUUACCCACCUGAGGCAGCGGGGGCAGGUGCCCCAGAUGGACGGGCACCUGGUGAACCUGGCUGAGGGACUGGAGGAGGGGCCUUCCCUGGCGCCCUCCAUGGGCAGCCCCCUGCUGCAGGAGCGUGGGAUCUAUGUCCUAGUGCAGAUCAUCAAGGGUGGGGGCGGGGCCCCCACCUGCUAUGAGUCCCUCCUGGAGAACCUGGAUGAGCGGUGUCCAGAGCUGGCAGUCUCAGCUAUGUGGGUACAAUCUGAUGUCAUGGUCUUGCUGUCGGUGAAGGUGUGA